This is a messenger RNA of Pogona vitticeps (central bearded dragon), 1205 nucleotides long. The record is from RefSeq and is a predicted model, not a curated record. Lineage: Eukaryota; Metazoa; Chordata; Lepidosauria; Squamata; Agamidae.
AUGCGGAAAUGUGGGGAAGAGAGGAAGGGUAAAAGAAGGAUCUUCCUGAAGCACUUCCGCCAGUCUUUCGGCGGGCCACUUCCGGUGAAAGAGUCUUAUCCGGCUGUCCCUCCGAUCUGGUCCGUGGAGUCGGACGACCCCAAUCUGGCCGCCGUUCUGGAGAGACUGGCGGACGUGAAGAAAGGAAACACUUUGCUCCUCCAGCACCUGAAGCGGAUCAUUUCGGACCUCUGCAAACUCUACAAUCUUCCUCAGCAUCCGGAUGUUGAGAUGCUGGACCAGCCGCUGCCCGCCGAGCAGAGCACCCAGGAAGAAGUCUCCUCAGAAGAGGAAGAUGAGGAAAUGCCAGAGGACACAGAAGAACUCGACCACUACGAGAUGAAGGACGAAGAGCCGGCGGAAGGCAAGAAGGCCGAAGACGACGGCAUCGGCAAGGAGAACCUGGCCAUCCUCGAGAAAAUCAAAAAGAACCAGAGGCAAGAUUACUUAAAUGGCGCAGUAUCUGGGUCCGUGCAGGCCACCGACCGGCUGAUGAAGGAGCUCAGGGAUAUUUACCGAUCGGCGAGUUUCAAGGGCGGGAACUACGCAGUUGAACUAGUGAAUGACAGCUUGUACGACUGGAAUGUCAAACUCCUGAAGGUGGACGAGGACAGCGCCUUGCACAGUGACCUGCAGAUCCUGAAGGAGAAAGAGGGGGCAGAGUUCAUCCUCCUCAAUUUCACCUUCAAGGACAACUUCCCUUUCGACCCGCCCUUCGUAAGGGUCGUGUCUCCUGUGCUGUCGGGAGGGUACGUUCUGGGCGGAGGCGCCAUCUGCAUGGAACUUCUCACAAAGCAGGGCUGGAGCAGCGCCUACUCGGUGGAGUCCGUGAUCAUGCAGAUCAGCGCCACCCUGGUGAAGGGCAAAGCCCGGGUCCAGUUCGGCGCAAAUAAAAACCAAUACAGCUUGACAAGAGCACAGCAGUCGUACAAAUCCCUGGUGCAGAUCCACGAGAAGAACGGCUGGUACACGCCCCCCAAGGAAGACGGCUAGCGCGUGGGGAGGGGGGACGGCCGAGCCGGCAGCCCGGGACCAAGCCUUGACUUCCCCACCGAACGCUGCGGCGCGCGGACCGUCGACGGACACCUCCUCGUCCUCCCCGGGCCAGGGGACGGCCGAACGCCCGCGCCGCGAGCCUCUCUCGUCGGGCCGCUCGGACGGACUGA